UGAGGAAUCUGGAGGAUGUCGCCGAGUGCGGUCGAUUCGAGGAUAAAUGUGCAUAGAUAUCAGGGGGAUAACGAAGGGGUGGAGGAUGUCGUGAAGAAAAAGGGGAGGUGGUGGUUUGAAUUCGAGACUGAACUUAUUUGGUCCAAUAUCAUUGGGAUCGUUGGUUUUCACCUGUUGUCACUGUACUUUAUUAUUACGUUUGAAUAUAGGAAGGAACCCGUCCUAGUCCUCUGGACAUUUGUUAUGUGCCAAUUGAGUGGAUUUGGAGUAACGGGUGGUGCCCACAGGCUGUGGACCCAUCGAGCCUACAAAGCUAAAUUACCCCUUAGAAUAAUUCUAGCCAUUCUCUACGCAUCCGCAGGAAUGAAUCCCAUCUACGAUUGGGUGAGGGACCACCGCGUGCACCACAAAUACACGGAGACAGACGCUGAUCCCCAUAAUUCUAAAAGAGGAUUUUGGUUCUCUCACGUGGGGUGGCUGAUGAUGAAAAAACAUCCCGAAGUCCACCGGCGAGGACGCGGUCUCGAUAUGAGUGAUGUAGAGGCUGAUCCUGUAGUCAUGUUUGUCGAUCGGCAUUUCAUUCUCUUCAAGAUAAUCUUCUGCUUCGUAGUACCAGUUCUCAUUCCUGUUUAUGUAUUCAAUCAAAAUUGGAGGGCGUCCAUUAUCUCGGAGCUCUUCAUCAGGUACCCCAUUGUUCUCAAUGGGACAUGGUCUGUCAACAGUUUUGCACACAUAUGGGGCUAUCGUACUUACGACAAAUCGAUAAAACCAACCGAAAACUUCAUAGUGGCCAUAGUGAGUGUCGGUGAGGGUUGGCACAACUACCAUCACGUUUUUCCAUGGGAUUACAAAGCCGCUGAAUUUGGAAAUCUACUGCUGAAUCCCACAACCGCGUGGCUAGAUCUGUUGGCUAAAAUCGGUUGGGCGUACGACUUGAGGGAGGCAUCGGCUGAUCUCGUACGGAAAAUUACAGUGCAUCGAGGAGACGGCUCGCAUCAUCUCCACAGUUAUUACAAAUCCGCCUCCGAUAGACGCAAAUCCCCAGAGAGAUCGACUCGUCAAAUGACAAAAUACAUAAUUCAUAAAAUCAUUAAACUCAGUGAAUUCUCGAACGUUACGAGCCAUCGAUGGUCUGAGUCCGAAGUUUUUAUCGCUGAUAAAGGCCAUAACACCACUCAACUAGAAAUAUUUGAACUAGUUUUUCAUGCAAAUGUCGAGGUCCCACAAUUUAACUUCUAUACUAAGUCCAGCAUGAGAAUAGUCCUGAAGCGCCCCCACUCUCUAGUAUUUAGGUAUAAGUUGUGUUGCCCCACUCCUCAAACUCAAGAUCAUGCUCGUUGGGGAGCGUUUGCAUUCACUCGGCUUUCGAUUCUUCCGGUGGUAGCUGCAGCCGAAAGCAUGACAGUUUCUGACUUGAAGAACAGAGCCCUUCCAGCCGAAGCGGCUCCCAUCGAGACCAAAGUGCCGAAAGAUGUGAGUCCCGAUGACUCAAAGUCGAUCAAAGAUGAUAAAAAACCCGAGGGAUGGUUUCAGUUCAAGACAGAUCUCGUUUGGCCGAAUAUAUUUGGCUUCGGAUUGUGGCAUCUCAUAACGUUCUACUAUCUCAUCACAUUUCCGUACCUGCAGUACAAGGGACUGAUGCUAUGGGCUUUCAUCAUGGCUGAGUUCAAUUUGCUGUCAAUUACUGCUGGUGUCCAUCGACUCUGGUGUCACAGAUCAUAUAAAGCUAAGACACCCCUUCGCAUCUUCCUGGCGAUCUUCUUUUUGGCCACCGGAGAGAAUCGCAUCUCCCACUGGGUGAGGGAACACCGAGUUCAUCACAAAUACACAGACACCGAUGCGGAUCCGCAUAACAGCAAGCGUGGCUUGUUCUUUUCCCACAUCGGCUGGCAGAUGAUGAAGAAGCAUCCCGAUGUCAUCACCAAGGGACGCACCAUCAACUAUGACGAUUUGCGGGCUGACCCGGUGGUUGUCUUCUUCGACAGACAUUUCGCAUUCUUCAAGACACUCUUCUGCUUCGUCCUGCCAGUCUUCAUUCCAGUAUACUUCUUCGGGCAGGAGCUGAAACCAGCGAUCAUCACCCAGUGGUUCAUGCGCUAUCCAUAUGUCGUGAAUAUCAUGUUCUCAGUCAAUAGUUUUGCACACGCUUUUGGAUAUCGCAGCUAUGACAGGACUAUCAGACCGACUGAAAAUGGCAUCAUCUCCAUGGUAACCACCGGGGAAGGCUGGCACAAUUAUCAUCACGCAUUCCCGUGGGACUACAAAGCAGCUGAGUUGGGUACCAUCUUCUUCAACAGGUGCACGUGGUGGAUUAAUGUUUGGGCGAAAAUGGGUCUUGCUUAUGAUUUGAAAGAGGUUGGGGAACACUCCGUCAAGAGAAUCGUCGAGCGCAAGGGUGAUGGAAGUCAUCCAGUGUGGAGUACCAAAGAUGCUUCGACACCAAUGGAAGAAGCUGAAGAGCACCCUUAUUGAUAGCUCAUCAUUGUCGUUGAGCAACAUGUAUCAGUAUCACUAAAAAUGUAAUACUUGUGGAUGAUAAUAAAUUAUAAAGAAUGGUGAAGAGAAACAAA
Diachasmimorpha longicaudata is the source of this 2570-nucleotide messenger RNA. RefSeq lists its product as uncharacterized. NCBI's taxonomy places the organism in Eukaryota, Metazoa, Arthropoda, Insecta, Hymenoptera, Braconidae. The transcript is spliced from 13 exons. Gene Ontology annotation, molecular function: stearoyl-CoA 9-desaturase activity; iron ion binding. Gene Ontology annotation, biological process: unsaturated fatty acid biosynthetic process. The record is from RefSeq and is a predicted model, not a curated record. Gene Ontology annotation, cellular component: endoplasmic reticulum membrane. Bases 16 to 2472 code for a protein of 818 amino acids.